Molecule: messenger RNA, 1791 nt
Organism: Verticillium nonalfalfae
Lineage: Eukaryota; Fungi; Ascomycota; Sordariomycetes; Glomerellales; Plectosphaerellaceae
Exons: 7
Coding region: 1-1791 (596 amino acids)
Biological process (GO): mRNA processing
Cellular component (GO): commitment complex; nucleus; nuclear speck
Molecular function (GO): pre-mRNA 3'-splice site binding; poly-pyrimidine tract binding
Source: RefSeq, a predicted model, not a curated record
AUGAACGGCGACGGCUACUCUCGAGACGAGCGACGAGGCGGAGGUGGAGGCGGAGGUCGCGACUACCAGCGCGGACAUCGCGACGACCGGCGCGAUCGAGAACGCGGCGGAGAACGCGGAGGAGAACGCGGCCAGGAGCGAGGUGGCGACCGCGGCCAGGAGCGCAGCCACCGAGACCGUCGCCGAUCCCGCUCGCCCUACGAACGAGGCUCGAGACGCCAGGAAAACGACGAUAGUUACGCCGCCAGCCGAAGCCACAGGGAACGCGAGCGUGAAGACAGAUACUCUGGAAGAGACAGGCGCGCCGAGCGGGAUUGGGACCGUGAUCGCGGUUCAUCCCGGCGCGAUGCCAGGAGAGAUGACGAUGAUCGCGGCGCGCGGAGGGGAGGCGACAGAGACCAAUUCGACGAUCGCAGGCGCGGCGGCCGCGACAGAAAUGAAGAAUUCGCCCGGCGUGAGCAGCGUCCCCGGAGCGCUAGCCCGCCCCCCAAAAAGCGCGAGCCGACCCCCGAUCUAACCGACAUCGUGUCGGUGCUGGAUCGCAAGCGUCGCCUCACCCAGUGGGAUAUCAAGCCCCCUGGCUACGAGAACGUCACGGCCGAACAGGCAAAGCUGUCCGGCAUGUUCCCUCUGCCCGGUGCCCCGCGUCAACAACCCAUGGACCCUACCAAGCUCCAAGCUUUCAUGAACCAGCCCGGCACCGUUAACAGCGCGUCCCUGAAGCCCAGCAACUCCCGCCAGGCGAAGCGGCUGCUCGUCAGCAAGCUCCCCUCUUCGGCGACCGAGGAGAGCGUGGCCAGCUUCUUCAACUUGCAGCUCAAUGGCUUGAAUGUCAUUGAGAGCACCGACCCUUGCGUUUCCUGCCAGCUGUCAAAUGACAAGUCCUUCUGCGUGGUCGAGUUCCGCAACGCCUCCGAGGCAACCGUGGCUUUGGCAUUGGAUGGCAUCUCGAUGGAGGCUGAUUCUGGUACCGACGGCGCUGCUGGGCGUGGAAUGGAGAUUCGCAGGCCCAAGGAUUACAUUGUCCCUGCCGUCACGGAGGAGCUGCCCUACGAGCCUGGUGUCGUUUCGAGCAAUGUUGUCGACACGCCGAACAAGCUCAGCAUCACUGGUUUCCCGCCUUACCUGACGGAAGAGCAGGUUACAGAACUCCUGACAUCGUUCGGAGAGCUUAAGGCUUUCGUGCUUGUCCGCGAUCGACACACAGAUGAGUCUCGGGGCUUUGUAUUCUGCGAGUAUGUCGAUAGCGCUGCCAAUGAUGUUGCUAUCCAGGGCUUGUCCGGAAUGGACCUCGGAAACAGCAAGCUCAAGAUCCAGAAGGCCAGUAUCGGCGUUACGCAGGUUGCAGGCGUUGAGAUGGGCGUGGCCGCCAUGUCCAUGCUGGCUGGCACCACGGCGACCGACUCCGAAGAAAGCCGGGUAUUGCAGCUUCUCAACAUGGUCACGGCCGACGAGCUGAUGGACAAUGAGGACUAUGAGGAAAUCGUGGAAGAUGUGCAGGAAGAGUGCGCCAAAUAUGGCACCGUUCUAGAGGUCAAGGUACCCCGCCCCGUCGGCGGCAGCAGGCAAUCAGCCGGAGUUGGCAAGAUCUUCGUCAAAUACGAGACCAAGGAGGCGACGAAAAAGGCCCUCCAGUCUUUGGCGGGCAGGAAAUUUGCGGAUAGGACUGUCGUCACGACAUAUUUCCCAGAGACAGUGCCCCUACGAACUGGUUUAACGGGCAAUGGAAAGGAACAUGAAGUGUGUCACAAAAAGGGUCCAGAGUCGACCCACGGGAAAUGUCAUGAGUAA